Dermochelys coriacea (leatherback sea turtle) is the source of this 3801-nucleotide messenger RNA. RefSeq names its product mitochondrial ribosomal protein S25 (gene MRPS25). The transcript is spliced from 4 exons. The record is from RefSeq and is a predicted model, not a curated record. Gene Ontology annotation, cellular component: mitochondrion. NCBI's taxonomy places the organism in Eukaryota, Metazoa, Chordata, Testudines, Dermochelyidae. The coding region runs from base 3065 to 3589 and encodes 174 amino acids. Gene Ontology annotation, molecular function: structural constituent of ribosome.
UACCCAGUGCCCUCUUUGACUCUGUUCUCUCCUAUCCCAAAUUCCCAUCUCUUGUUAACUCCUGUCACUUCUGCCUAUGUUGGCUUUCAUACUAUGGUAUCUAUGUCCAUCUUAAAAAUUCUAAGUCAACAUAUUCUUUAACAUAUUCAAAUUUCUCUCUUUUUGUACUAUAACCAUUGCUUAAAUCCUUGUCUGAAACCUGAUCCAUCUCUUGCCUUGUUUAUUACUUUUUACUGAGUGGUCUCACUGCUUCCAGAAUAAUUUCCCUAUUCCCUUGCUCCAACCAAGUUAACUCCUCCAUUAAUCUUUCCUUUGGCUUCCCAUAAAAUUCAAGCUCUUCAGCCUCAUUUACAAGGCCCUACAUAAUCUUGAUUCUGCAUUUAUCUCAGCUUUCAUUUCUCUUUAAUUCUCUCUAGUUUUCUCUUACUCCUGUCUUUAUCAUCUCAUCCUUUUCCAUUCAACUGCAUGCCUUCUGUCAUGGUAUGCUUGGGACACUGUAGUUGACUUCAUCUGCAAACUGGCUUUUCUUUCCUUCAAAUUUCUCUUCCAACUCUCUUAAAGCUAUAUUUCCUCAUAAAUAAUUCCACAUCCUCCCUCUCCUGUGCUGUGAUCCCAAGUCUUGUAUUUGCCUUAUUUACAUUGUAAGCAGAGAAUUAGUCUAAUCUUUGGAAUAUAUUGUGUAUAUAUCAGUGUUCUCUGCUUUCUUCCUCUAAGCCUAAACCAACUUGUCCAUAAUGGAUUAGCUUAAUAGCAAAUUCAGUUGCUCAUAACCGCUAUUGACAUAUAGAAAGGGAUUUGACUUUAUAUAGCAUCUUUCAUGCUAACAUCUCAAAACACUUUAAAAAAUAGCCGGACAGACAUGGUCAGGUUAUGAGGUGCUUAUGGUCUGUGGGUUAAUCAAUAUGCAGAGGACCCUCAGCUCCAUGUCUCUGUUUCUUCAUAUGGCAAUGUAGCUGUUUCCUUGCUCUUUUUCAAUAUCUAGCAAAGAUAGGGACAUGGAUAAAAGGCAGGUUUUUAGUUCAGGCUCAAUCUGUGAAUUGCUUAUUGACUUGGGGAAGUCAAUAACCACUUCCUUAGUUGAAGGCAUCUGCUCAGUCAUUUAUAAAAUAGUUCUCAAUCUCUGCUGAUUCUUGCAGACUUUUCUCUGCUUGUACAAACCCAAAUAGCAUCAAAAGCUAGAAACCCAUCAUCUGUCUUAUGCUGGCAAAGAUAUUGCUUCCUUUCUUCCAAGGCAAAUCUAGCCACAGUCAUCUGUAGCUUUGUUAUUCAAAGCUGGACUGCUACACUGAGGGCAACUCAGACGCUUCACCUUGUGAAAAUACUGCUGUUGCUCACUUCAUGUACGGUCCUGCUAGUUUGUCCUACUCACAACUUCUGUGCUCAACUCUUCACUAACUAGCAAUCCACACAGCAGACAUUCAAGGUGCUGGUCUCUUUAUCCAAAGCCCUUGAGGGUCUACGUUUUCAUAAUUUCCCAUGUUGACCUGGAAUUUUUCAGCUAUCUGGCCCAAGUAUAAAGUUCAUGGGAGCAGAGGUCAGGGUGUUUUCACUAUCAUGCCCUUUAGUUGGAGAUGAAUAGAAAUAGACUGUUGGAGGCAUUUAGCACAUAAUAAACUUGUUCAUUUUCCCUAAUUGCAAGCUCUGGAAUCUCUUGGCACUUUGCCUGAUGACAGGGUUUUCCCAGCUCAUUUUUCUAAGGUUAACUGCUUACUGCUGGGUAGAAGUAGGGAGUACAUGCUUCUCAGUUGGGAAAAUUACUGUUACUCUGAACCAUGUAAAGGAAACACAUACCGUAAUAUCAUGUAAAUGCUUGUAAUCAUGUUGGUCAUGCAGUCACUGCAGGCAAAGGUAGGAGCUAUUGUGUAUUCCUGAAUCAGGCUAUCAAGCCUUAAAUUCAUAUUGUGUAAAUAACAUUGACUAAAACCCCUUUCUACACCAAUCUUGACUGUUAAACUACUAGAUGUUAGUAAUACUUCAAAAUUGUUGGACAAAAAGUGCUACAUAACUGCAAAGUGUGUUAUGAACAAGUAGAUCACAACCACACAAGCUAAGCAAGUGGAGAAAUGGGCACAGAGUAGCUGUGGUUUCAACAGUUCAUACACCUAGUUAAUAAGUAGCAAAGAGAGGAAUUGAACCAGUAUCCUGCUCUAAUCACAGAUUAUCUCCCCCUAAACAAGUGUGUUAGCUACAUAAGUACAUAACCUGUAAUUGAUUUAUGCUGUUGGCUUCUAAAAUAGGGUCUCGAUCUUUCAGUGGUUUUCAGAUUAUAGUCACCUUUCUUUCACCCACUGCCACUAGUAAUUACUGAACCCUAACAAUUAUACUAGUAAAUCAGUAUUGCCAAGUCCAGCCUUUCCAAAAUCAUGAGUCAAGCAUGUGCGCACCCACAAAACAGUCCUGCCAAUAGCUCAAAAGUAACAAGAUUUGUUUAAAAUAGUAAAUUUUAGGCUCUUUAUUUGUCUUCUGAUUUCUGAGCAUUUAGCUACACAAACUUCAUUUGCAAGCUUUUAUUCACACCCAAAAGGGCUAAACGCUUACUAUAAAAUCUCUUCACUCCAGCAGCUGGAAACCCCUAAUGUACCAGGCUGGAUAAUGCUUUCUUUUUCAGUAUUUGCAAGGCCACCCACUCCAUUUCCUCCUGGGGUUAAUUCAAUGGAGCCCCACCUGGUGACCUGAGCAAUACUGCGGAGAGGCGAUGUUAGUGCGAGCAGGCAGCUGACCCAAUCCCACCCAGACGCGUAGGAGAGCCGGGGAAGUGACUCACCCCGCAGCCUUCGCCUAGGGCUGCCCCCUCUCCACCCACCAUCCCCAAAUUCUUUUCUUCUUCCUGCCUCCCUAUUGCCCGCUCCACGCACCCUCUUCCUCUUCCCACCAUUGCCCCUGCGAAUCCCCGAGCCCCGCUUCCCUGCCCCGGGGCAGCGAAACUACAUCUCCCGUAGGCCUCUGCGGCCGGGGCGGAGAGCACGUGUCUCCUCGCCCUGCCGGCCGGGCCCUGCCGCCUAAGUUCCCCCGCGCGUCGGGGGCUCGGGGCUGAGCAGCCUGCCCGAGGGAGCCCGCUGCAGCCAUGCCGAUGAAGGGCCGGUUCCCCAUCCGCAGGACCCUGCAGUACCUGGCCCAGGGGGAGAUCGUCUUCAAGGGCGCGGUGAAGGUGAUGACCGUGAACUACAACACCCGGGGGGAGCUGAGCGAGGGGGCCAGGAAAUUUGUGUUUUUCAACAUCCCUCAGAUUCAGUACAAAAACCCCUGGGUCCAGAUCAUGAUGUUUAAGAACAUGACCCCUUCGCCGUUUCUAAGGUUCUAUUUAGAUAGUGGUGAGCAAGUCUUGGUUGAUGUGGAAGAUAAAAGCAACAAAGAGAUAGUGGAGCACAUUAAAAAAAUCUUGGGUAAAAGCAAGGAAACACUACAGAAAGAGGAGCAAGAGAAAAAGAAGCUGUCUCAUCCUGCAACCUUUGGACCUAAAAAAUAUCACCUGCGUGAAUGUAUGUGUGAAAUUGAAGGCCAGAUUCCUUGCCCUGGUUUAGUACCGCUGCCUAAAGAGAUGACAGGCAAAUAUAAAGCUGCCAUGAAAGAAAGUCACAGCCUGAUUUAACAGAUUGGGCAAAUCUGCUGAUGUUCAAGGUGCAGAUAGGAUACAAGGUGCUUCAGUAACUGAGGCAGACUUCACAGCCAAAAAACUGGUCCAUGUUAUUAGAUGAAAGCCCUUGAUUCACAAGAGGUCUCUUCAUAGAUAUGAUUUGACCCAUUAAUGUUGGUUACUCAGCCAAGGGGAAGAAAAUAUUUUUAAAUAAAUUUUUAAAACUU